AUGCACGAUGAGAACGUUCCGGUUCAUGAUGAAUCAAUUCAAGAAGAUUCAGAAGAUUCAGAGGAGGAAGAAUUUUCCCCAGAAGAGGUUACAUUCGAGGCCUCUGAGGAUUCCAGGUUCAGUUCCAGAGGCCCUGCUGAUGCGAGGGCUAUAUCUAUCAGUCACGCCCGCCAACUUCAAGAGGCCAAGGAGCAGGAGAAGAAAAAUCAGAGCCAGCCCAAUAAGCAACCCGUCACUCAAAAGAAAACAGCUAAUCCUCCUCGCCACGUCGAUCCCAAACGAUACGGAUAG
Messenger RNA from Suillus discolor, 291 nucleotides. RefSeq lists its product as uncharacterized. Lineage: Eukaryota; Fungi; Basidiomycota; Agaricomycetes; Boletales; Suillaceae. The record is from RefSeq and is a predicted model, not a curated record. The coding region runs from base 1 to 291 and encodes 96 amino acids. The transcript has 3 exons.